CGACGGGAGCAGAGCUGAGCUGUGGGGGCCGUGUCGUGUCGUGUCCUCUCGUGUCCUGUCCUGUCGUGUCGCGGCGGCCGCAGCGAUGCCGGCCAAGAAGUCCUUCCGACGGCGCAGGGAGGACGAGGACGAGGAGGAGGAGGACGAGCAGCUCGCCGAGGAGGUCAGGUUAAAACUUGAGGAAGCCAAAGAAGUUCAGAGCCUCAGAAAGCGACCCAAUGGGGUGAGUGCUGUAGCUCUGCUUGUGGGAGAGAAGUUGCAAGAAGAAGCAACACUUGUGGAUGACCCAUUUAAGAUAAAAUCCGGGGGAAUGGUGGACAUGAAGAAGCUGAAGGAAAGAGGCAAGGACAGGAUUAAUGAAGAGGAAGAUCUGAACUUGGGAACUUCCUUCUCAGCAGAAACCAACAGGCGGGAUGAAGAUGCUGACAUGAUGAAGUACAUUGAGACUGAGCUGAAGAAGAGAAAGGGGAUUGUGGAGAAUGAGGAGCAGAAGGUGAAGCUUAAGAACGCUGAGGACUCUCUGUACGAGCUGCCAGAGAACAUCCGUGUCUCCUCUGCCAAGAAGACUGAGGAGAUGCUGUCCAACCAGAUGCUGAGUGGCAUUCCUGAAGUGGACCUGGGAAUUGAUGCAAAAAUAAAAAACAUCAUCUCAACUGAAGAGGCCAAGGCCAAGCUGCUGGCAGAGCAGCAGAACAAGAAGAAAGACAGCGAAACUUCCUUUGUUCCCACCAACAUGGCUGUUAAUUAUGUCCAGCACAACAGAUUUUAUCAUGAGGAGCUGAACGCACCAGUGCGAAGGAACAAAGAGGAGCCAAAGCCCCGUCCCCUGAGAGUGGGGGAUACCGAGAGACCAGAACCUGAGCGGUCUCCUCCAAAUCGCAAACGUCCCCUCAAUGAAAAAGCCACAGAUGAUUAUCACUAUGAGAAGUUCAAGAAGAUGAACAGGCGAUACUAAUGAACGUGGACUGAAGCCUUUUGAGUUGUUUGGAUUUUCCACUUAUAAAGGAUUUUGUGUCUGUGAGCUGCGAUGGAUUUUGAGAAGAGUCACUACCUUCACAUGCUGAUGUUACCUACGAAGCUUUUCCUGUGUGAUCUUGUAGUGAAUCAGUUUGCAGAUGAUUGUGAACUCUUUGGUCAGUGAAACCUUGUAUAUAACUAUGUUCUUAUAAAUACUUUUAUAAUGGAAAAUGA
Messenger RNA from Lepidothrix coronata (blue-crowned manakin), 1191 nucleotides. It is a transcript of the gene CUNH9orf78, whose product is annotated as chromosome unknown C9orf78 homolog. Lineage: Eukaryota; Metazoa; Chordata; Aves; Passeriformes; Pipridae. The record is from RefSeq and is a predicted model, not a curated record. The transcript has 9 exons. Gene Ontology annotation, cellular component: spliceosomal complex. Gene Ontology annotation, biological process: mRNA splicing, via spliceosome. The coding region runs from base 86 to 955 and encodes 289 amino acids.